AUGAAGGGUCUCAAGGAUGUCGCUGAAAAAAUCAUCACGAAAGGAGCCAAUCUUGAUUUAGGAGAUUGUCAUUUUCGGACACCUCUUCAUCAUGCUGCUAUGAAUGAUCACAUGGAGGUUGUUGAAUUGCUCAUCACGAAAAAAGCUAAAGUUGAUCCUAUAGACGAUCUUGGGCGGACACCUCUUCAUUAUGCUGCUAAGAAUGGCAACUUACAGAUCGCUCAACUCCUUGUGAACGAUGGAGCCAGUGUUACUGUUAAAGACUUUUCUAAUCAGACACCGUAUCAAAUAGCUGCUACUCGUAUCUCACGAAAUGAAAAUUACAAGAAGGUUGCUGACUAUCUUGAGGGGAUUGAAGAGAAAAGGCACAACGGACAUAA
This is a messenger RNA of Sitodiplosis mosellana (orange wheat blossom midge), 380 nucleotides long. RefSeq names its product ankyrin repeat domain-containing protein 65-like. Gene Ontology annotation, cellular component: nucleus; cytoplasm. Gene Ontology annotation, molecular function: protein binding. The annotation marks the transcript as partial. The record is from RefSeq and is a predicted model, not a curated record. The transcript has 5 exons. Lineage: Eukaryota; Metazoa; Arthropoda; Insecta; Diptera; Cecidomyiidae.